Molecule: messenger RNA, 2048 nt
Organism: Globicephala melas (long-finned pilot whale)
Lineage: Eukaryota; Metazoa; Chordata; Mammalia; Artiodactyla; Delphinidae
Gene: TMEM150A
Product: transmembrane protein 150A
Biological process (GO): protein localization to plasma membrane
Cellular component (GO): plasma membrane
Source: RefSeq, a predicted model, not a curated record
UGGGCCCCUUCGUCCCCCGGACCUGCGGAGGCGCGGGUCCCCGGAUCCCGGGGCCUAGCGGACCGUGGGCUCCGGGCGCCCACGCGGGCGGGAGCGGGCCGGGCUGAGCUUCCCGCGUGAACCCGCCCUUUCCCCGCGGCGCUGGUGGUCAGGUGGCUGCCUGCCCCCGGCCGCCUCUCCACCCAGCCCCGGAUCCCCUCCCAGGCUUUCCUUGGCUUGGCCCCCUGGACUGUCCUGACUCCAGCCCCUCUCCCAGCCCGGGACCCUCAGGCCAGGGAGAGUGGCCCCCUUUCCAGAUGUUAGGGCCCCGCGGCGUUUCUGAACAUCUGGGUGGAACGCGGAGGCCCCCGGUGGCUGCCGGAGGGUGUCCACGUUGCGGCGGGGGCUCAGCCCGAAGUGUGGGCGCUCAGAGCCGCAGCGGGAGCCCUGCAUCUGGUGUUGACCACCUUCCUCUCCCCCGCACCGGCUUUGGCCAGUCACUAGACCCUGGACUUUGACCUGUCUCUCUCCACCAGGCCCGGGCAGCUGAUGGUUUUGGCGAAGUACCUUAAGGUAGCUGGGUCCACACCCUCUUCCCCACCUACCUCUUGUCCUCCCCCCACACCACCACCACCCUGGCUCCCCUCCCUCAUGACCGCCUGGAUCCUCCUUCCUGUCAGCCUGUCAGCAUUCUCCAUCACUGGCCUAUGGACUGUGUAUGCCAUGGCCGUGAUGAACCACCACGUGUGCCCCGUGGAGAACUGGUAUGGCGCACUCUGCAGACAGCCUCACUCUAAAGCUCCCUUCAUCUCUGUUCCCUCUGGGGCCGGGGCUGCCUCGAGCCAGAUGGAGACACUGGGCCUCACUGCUCUUCUCUGACAUUGGCAGCGCCUGCCCCUCCCCAGGUCCUACAACGAAUCCUGCUCUCCUGACCCCACUGAGCAAGGGGGCCCCAAGACCUGCUGCACCCUGGACGAUGUCCCCCUCAUCAGUGGCCCUGAUCUGCCUCCUGCGCUACGGGCAGCUCCUGGAGCAGAGCCGUCGUUCCUGGGUCAACACCACGACGCUCAUCACAGGCUGCACCAACGCUGCGGGCCUGGUGGUGGUGGGCAACUUCCAGGUGGAUCACGCUAAGUCUCUGCACUACGUCGGAACCGGCGUGGCCUUCACUGCCGGGCUGCUCUUUGUCUGCCUGCACUGUGCCCUCUCCUACCACGGGGCCACUGCCCCCCACGACCUGGCUGUGGCCUACCUGCGGAUCGUGCUGGCAGCCAUCGCCUUUGUCUCUCUGAUCCUCAGCGGGGUCUUCUUCAUCCACGAGAGCUCUCAGCUGCAGCACGGGGCAGCCCUAUGCGAGUGGGUGUUUGUCAUCGACAUCCUCAUCUUCUACGGCACCUUCAGCUAUGAGUUCGGGGCAGUCUCCUCGGAGACACUGGUGGCCACACUGCAGCCCGCCCCCGGCCGGGCCUGCAAGUCGUCCGGAAGCAGCAGCACCUCCACACACCUCAACUGUGCCCCUGAGAGCGUCGCCAUGAUCUGAGGUCUGGGGAGGGUGGCUGGCCCGGCCUCCGCAGCUCCCCACCCCGUUAUCUCCUUCGCAUUUAUUUUGUACCAAAAAACGAUUUUGAGAAAGUAUUCUGUUGGGACAGAGGCUUCCUCGCUCCUGGAGGAGUGGCCAUCCCACACCCACCUGUGCCAUACAGGAGCGGGCCCUGGCGGCUGCCCAAGCUGCGCACAGCCUGCUCCCCACACCGCAGUGUUAUUUUUAUGUUUUAAAGGUCACGUAUCCUCAUUCACCCAGCCAGCCCUUCAGGUGCCUUCUACUCCCCCAGUGCCACUGGGGUUUCCUGCUGCAGGAAUUGGGGGCUGGGAACAGCAAGAGGGACAGCAGUCUGGGGGCGGGGGUGAGCACUCCUUAGUCUGUGGGAAGGCCCACUUCUGGGCCCACUGAGCUGCACUGGGAUUCUUCACUCUGUCCCUUUCUUUAGGGCAAAUAACACAGCAGAACCACGUGGGUAUUUUAGUACUUUUUUUUAUAUAUAUAUCUAUUAAAAGAAUUCUAAUUUGCA